CAAUUGUUGUAAUGAACAGUUGAACACCGUCGAUAGUUGAGAAUAACCCUAAGUAAGACACAUGGAAGAAGAGGCUUUCAUUAUUCAUUAAUCAAGGGUUAAUCAUAAUCACAACCAUAAUUAUACUAUUACUAUUACAAUAUUCUCCCACUAUCCUCUGCUUUUACGUCUCUUCCAUUAAAUUCCCUGUAAAAAUUAGAACACCAAACAACAAUUGAAAAUGAGUUUAGUAGAGUUAAUAACAAGAGUAGACGCAAUUUGCAACAAAUACGACAAGUACGACGUCGAUAAACACCGUAAUUUCGAUGUUUCCGGUGAAGAUGCUUUCGGUCGUUUCUACUCGGAGUUUCAGUCUAACAUCGACGCCGUUGUCGCAAAAUCUGACGCCGCUUCUUCGGAGAAAAAUAGGGCUUCUGCUGUCGCUUUGUUUGCCGAUGUUAGACGAACUAAAACUCGUUUACUUGAACAACUUCCUAAGUUACACAAAUUAGCUCAUAAAAAGGUGAAAGGGUUUUCAAGGGAGGAGCUUGAAGCUCGGAACGAUUUAGUGUCUGUUCUGAAGGAGAGGAUUGAGUCAAUACCAGAUGGUACACCAGGUAUACCCAAGCAAAGUGGUGGAUGGACGGCUGCAGCCUCAACAACAGCUGUUAGAAUAGACACCCAUUCAGAGGCUUGGACUCGUACUGGGUAUUUUCAGCAAAGUGAAGAGUCUGUUCAAUUUAAGCAGGAGUAUGAAAUGCGGAAAAUGAAGCAGGAUGAAGGCUUGGAUUUUAUUGCUGAAGGACUGGAUACACUGAAAGAUAUGGCCGAAGCUAUGAAUGAGGAGUUAGAUAGACAAGAGCCACUAAUGGAUGAAAUGGAUACUAAGGCUGACAGAGCAGCAUCUGAUCUCAAAAGUACCAAUGUAAGACUCAAGGACACAUUAAACCAGCUGAGAUCCAGUCGCAACUUCUGCCUCGACAUCAUACUCUUGUCUUUAAUUUUGGGAAUCGCUGCUUACUUGUAUAAUGUGUUGAAGUGAGCUUGGCGCUGUCAGUUGUGCAUAACUAGUACGUACCAGCUUUUCUAUUGUAGAAUUUGUACACACAGACACAGUAUAUUAUGUAUCUCCCGUCUAUAGUUCUAACUUCUACGUAUAAAGUAUAUUUUGUAUCUCCCUUCUAUGGUAACACACACACACAUGACAUAUUACUCAUGACUCAUGCGUGGAGAGUCUAGUAUGCUGUAGGAUUGAAUUCUAAGUAUAGUUUUUCUUGUACGUACUUUGGGACUUGGGAGUAUGGUUGUACUUGUACAGGCAACUAAUCUGAAAAAGUAUGAUUUGGUUUUCAAAUUGGUACCUCCGGAGAACACCCGAGAAUUUGCACUAUGAAGCUUUUAGGCAUUAA
Molecule: messenger RNA, 1388 nt
Organism: Beta vulgaris subsp. vulgaris (sugar beet)
Lineage: Eukaryota; Viridiplantae; Streptophyta; Magnoliopsida; Caryophyllales; Amaranthaceae
Product: syntaxin-71
Exons: 8
Coding region: 221-1021 (266 amino acids)
Biological process (GO): vesicle fusion; intracellular protein transport
Cellular component (GO): endomembrane system; SNARE complex
Molecular function (GO): SNAP receptor activity; SNARE binding
Source: RefSeq, a predicted model, not a curated record